Molecule: messenger RNA, 2169 nt
Organism: Stegodyphus dumicola
Lineage: Eukaryota; Metazoa; Arthropoda; Arachnida; Araneae; Eresidae
Source: RefSeq, a predicted model, not a curated record
AGUAUGUAUAACCUUCGUCAAAUCUAAUCGCAAAUCACUCCUACGCGAAAGUACAAUAAAAUUUUCUUACUUAUCUGGUGUAUUCGAAGUAGCAAAUUUAAUUAAAAAAUUUGAAAUUAAUGAAGGGAAAAUAGUUUUUCUGUGAUUUUAAAGAAAAUGACUUCGAAAGUAUUGGAUAUAAUUACUGUUUUAUUCUUCUUUUAUUCGGUAUUCAUCCAUGCAUCGGAUAUCUUAAAAGCAGAUGAUCUUAGCCAUGCAAUUAUUGACGCAGUUUUAAUGGAAAAUGGAAAUGGAGAGGUUAUGGACCCAAUGAAUAUCACAGCAACCUGCACAGAUGACACUGACUGCGUGUACGGGUACUGUCUGGAAGAAGAUGACAAACCAAAACACUGCAAAUGCUUCAUCGGCACGAGUGGUGACAAAUGCCAUCUAAUUGAUGACUGCGAAAACAAUGAAUUAGACUGUGGUAAUGAUACUAGUAUCAAGUGUUCUUAUGCAGGUGGCAUGUACGGUAAAGCCUACUGCGCAUGUCCUGACAAAAAUCUGCAAUUUGAUUACGACACCAAAACUUGCAAAGAUUGCCGUUGUGGUAUUUAUGGCUUUGGAUGCAGAACGUCGAACGGUACCAGGGAAUGCGUUUGUGGUUACAGAACUGGUGAUAAGAAUGGAUACUGCGUAGAAUGUGAUUGUUUAACUAACUCCUUCGGAUGCUUCUUUGACGAUAAUGGUAAACAUUGCAUCUGUGCAGAAGGCUAUUCUAGUCUCUUUGGAGAAUGCAAAGAGUGUGACUGCGGUCCACACCAAAUUGACUGCAAAUACCACAGGGGUGGACCCAUAUGCAGAUGUCAACCAGGCUUCGCGGAGAAAAAUCAAUAUUGUCAAGAUAUGUGCAAUGAUACCCAUACAUGCCAGAAUGGAGGAGAAUGUGUAGAACAAGUAUGCAAGUGUAAAGAUGGCACUGAUGGGUACUUCUGCGAAACGCUCAGAGAAUGCAAAUCAUAUGGAGAUUGCGGGGAGCACGAGUCAGUGAUGUGCAUUUAUGAUCAAAAUACCACUAAAACUACUUGCGCCUGUAAAAACAAAACCCUGGCGUUUGAUAACCAGCAGAAAAUGUGCAGAGAAUGCGAUUGUGGACCAAAUGGAGAUUGUAGUUAUUGGUACGGUAAAAAAUGCAAGUGCCAUGAAGGAUACGCGGAACUUGAAGGCACAUGCAAAUCUUGUAGUUGUAAGGGUGGAGUUUGUUCAUUCAGCACCGAAGGACAAAGGAUUUGCAAGUGUGAUUAUGGGUACAGGGAAGUCAACGGAGAAUGCCUGGAAUGUGACUGUGGAAGAGCUGGAUUCUGCUCUUAUAAUGGAACUCAGAAAAUGUGUUUUUGCAACAUAGAUUAUGUGGAGUAUUACGGAAAAUGCAAAUAUUGCUAUUGUGGACGGAACGGAAGAUGCAGUUUCAAUAGUUUCGGAUCACCAGUUUGUGACUGCCUUCCAGGAUAUGGCCAAAAGGAUGGAUACUGUCAAGAAUGUAAAUGCGGUAGAGGAGCAAGCUGCACCUUUUAUUCCAAUGGCAAGCAAUGUUUAUGCCCCAAAUAUUACGAAGAAAAAGAUGGAAUUUGCGUUCUAAUUGAGGACUGCAAUAAACCUAACGCUUGUCCGUUUACAACAAAAUGCAUAGACCGCGAAGGAGGAGGAUAUGAAUGUGUUUGUGCCGAGGGCUUCACUCCAAUUUUCGAUAAGUACACAGGUUUGCAAGAUCCAAAUAAAUACGGAUGCAGAGAGAUAUGUCUUCCUGGCGACUGUAACGCUGGAAAGUGCAAUAUAAUUGGAAAUACUUAUGAAUGCAUAUGUGACGAAGGCUAUAGUGGAAAAUACUGUGACAUGAAAGUUCUGAAGAUUCCAGGUAAUUCUGCCUUGAUUGCGGGUUUUUCAGUUUCAACGCUGAUUUUAGGAGCCUUGCUGUUUGCUUUGGGUUGCAUACUGUUCAGAUAUUUUAAAAAUGCAAAGUCUGCAUCAACUUACGGAAAUCAACAGCAAGAGAGUAUGAAGCAUUUCUAAUGUAUGCUCUUAAGUUUUCAACUCAAUAUUUUGUAACUUGAGACAACAAGAAAAAACAUUUUUAAUGUAUUAUUUAUUAAACCUGAUGGCUAAAAUAAAAUAUAUAUACGUCAUAACCGA